Labrus bergylta (ballan wrasse) is the source of this 2600-nucleotide messenger RNA. Its product is annotated as kelch domain-containing protein 2. The record is from RefSeq and is a predicted model, not a curated record. NCBI's taxonomy places the organism in Eukaryota, Metazoa, Chordata, Actinopteri, Labriformes, Labridae. Gene Ontology annotation, molecular function: protein binding.
GGUCGUGCCCCCAGAACGCUUGUGAUGACCUUCCAUAGAUGGCGUACUACUUUUGAAAUUUGCAGCAAAACAAACAUCUGACAAAGGUGACAAGAGGCUCUUCCGACAUGGCAGAGAUAGAGGCAGAGAUGGAGGAGGACAUGGGCGACGCGCCAGCCAGAGAGGAUGACAACGACUCGGAUGGAGACGGGGACGGGGACGGGGAUGAAGACGACAGGCUGUUUGCGUGGAUGGUGAAUGACGACAUGGAUGAGGAGGACGAGGAGGAGGACGAUGAAGAGGAGGUAGAGGAUGAGCAGCCCUUGGACACAGAAGCGUCCGAGUCGUUUGAGUUGGACUCCCCAGCCGAGCGCAGUGGUCAUAUAGCAGUUAUUGACAGAAACAUAAUGUAUGUGUGGGGUGGAUACAAGAACGCCCAAAACCACGGAUUCUUUGACCUUUAUUUACCAAGAAAUGAGAUCUGGACGUACAACAUGGAAUCAGGAGUGUGGACAAAGCAUGCAGCUGGAGGAAACCUGCACACAUCCAUGUCAGGCAGCUGUGGGGUGUGCGUCGAUGGAGUCCUCUACCUAUUUGGAGGUCAUCACGCCAGGGGAAACACAAACAGGAUCUACCGCCUCCCCCUGAGAGCUCCAAGCCUCGUUUGGGAGGAAAUGAGAGAUCUGAAGGGAAUGCCUCCGUCCUGCAAGGAUAAGCUCGGGUGCUGGGUUCAGAGGAACAGACUCAUAUUCUUCGGCGGCUAUGGCUACUCUGCACAGGGAUCUCAUCGAGGGACUUUCGAGUACGAUGAAUCCUCCUCACUCGUGUGGGACAGCCCUGGGCGAGGCUGGAACAACCACGUUCACAUCCUGGACCUGGAAACAUCAACAUGGAGCCAGCCGAUCACCACGGGAAACACGCCGUCACCCAGAGCAGCUCACGCCUGCGCCACCGUCGGUAACAGAGGCUACGUGUUUGGCGGACGAUACAAGAGCUACCGGCUAAACGACCUGUACUACAUCGACCUGGACACGUGGGAGUGGCAUGAAAUGAGCGUUCCUCAGCAGGGUCCCGUCGGCCGCUCUUGGCACUCUUUCACCCCCGUGUCGCCGGACCACAUCUUCCUAUUCGGAGGUUUCACCACAGAAAGAGAAACACUGAGCGAUGCGUGGCUCUACUACGUGAGCAAAAAUGAAUGGAAGCCUUUCAAACACCAUCACACGGAGAGGCCGAGGCUGUGGCACUCGGCGUGCUCGGGUCCUGACGGCGAGGUGUUUGUGUUUGGAGGAUGUGCCAACAACCUGCUGUCUCAUCAAAGAGCUGCUCACAGCAGCGAGCUCCUGGUGUUCAACGUUCAGCCCAAAUCUCUCGUGAGGUUCUGCAUGGAGGCCAUCCUGCAGCACAGGGAGCGCUUGUCGAGUUACUGGGACUGCUUACCCAAACACCUCCUGCACAGCCUCAAACAGAGGAUGUCACGGGUCAACACACUGGGCUCCUAGGCCGUCAUCUACUGCAGACGAUUACAAUGUGAUGUGUAUGUAUGGACGAGAUGAACGCCACCCUCAAAGCAUUAAGUUAAUGUGUGUGUGUCUGUGUGUGUGUGUGGACACUUGCAUACAUGAAAAGAAAUCUCUGAGCAAUAGUGAAGAGCAGUGAAGCUUUUAGGAAGGCUGACCGGCACACUGAGGUUUGAAGGGUUUCCAAAGCGUGUUAUUAUUUGUCUCCUCAUUAUCUCAUAAGUUGAACUUUUUGCAAAGCCAGGAGAAUCUUUUUAGAGAGGAAGCAUCAGUCCAGGUGUUACUGAGCUCUUCCAUACAAGAGGAGAGAGAGAGAGAGAGAGAGAGAAACAUGUUCAACUACUGCUGGCUUCCUUUUUUGUUCUCACCUUUCAGUCAGAAAAUUAAACAACUUUCAUGUUGGAGGAAUUCAGGAAGAUUCAAAGAAAUCCUGAGGAGGAGGCUAGAGAGCAAAAGUAAUUGUUUGGAGUUUUUGGUUUGAGUGUUUUCCAGAGAUCCCUUUUCCUCUGCACACAUAUUUAACCUCUGGUAGGAUUAAAGGAGAGAGUUUGGUUCCUUCAGACCAACAGAAACACCUCUCAUGGGACGAAAUAUUUUUACUUUUUCUGGUUUUCCUUUCAAAGUUUGACCAACAUUAAAUGCGGAGGUGCCAGGUUUGCUUUAAUGGUGCAUAUAUUUUUGGGAGCCUGUUGCUUCAUUGAUUUCGAGUAUUUGGCUAAAUCGAGUGUUUAACUUCAAAACAGACCUACGACUCGUGCUUCAUUUCAAACGACUCUCCUCUCAGAACUGUUGAUUUGUACUUUUAAGUAGUUAUUUAUAUAUUUGUGAGGUAAUGUGACUUUUCUUUUUCUUCUUCUAAAAGGCUUCUGAAGCCUUUACAUUCUCCCGAGCGGCUCGUGUAGCAUCUGAACUUUAAUUGAAUCGAUGAGUGAGAGAAUGCGAUUGGUCGGAUGUUGAGCCACGUUGCACUGAGACGCCUGAUGUCAGCAGGGCCGUGUUUGUAUUUGCCUGGUUUGCACAAUGUUCCCUUGGUGUUUUUUAUUGUAGAAUACAAUGUGUACCGGUACUUUGUACUCAAAUAAUAAACACGUACUAUACGUUUCA